Messenger RNA from Limanda limanda (common dab), 4818 nucleotides. RefSeq names its product choline kinase alpha (gene chka). The transcript has 12 exons. The record is from RefSeq and is a predicted model, not a curated record. Gene Ontology annotation, biological process: phosphatidylethanolamine biosynthetic process; CDP-choline pathway. Bases 93 to 1379 code for a protein of 428 amino acids. Gene Ontology annotation, molecular function: ethanolamine kinase activity; choline kinase activity. Lineage: Eukaryota; Metazoa; Chordata; Actinopteri; Pleuronectiformes; Pleuronectidae. Gene Ontology annotation, cellular component: cytoplasm.
AGCGUGAACAUCUGUGCGUGAAGGAUCCAGAUCUGAUUAAUAAAGACCCCGCCUCUCGUCCCUCCAUCUCCCAGCGCAGAGCUGCUGUCUCCAUGUUAGUGUUCCUCAAGAAGAACAACAUGAAGACCAAAUUCAUCAAUGGAGUGUCCUCGUCCCCCUCCAUGUCCCUGGAGCUGCUGGUGACGGAGAACGCGCUGCAGGUCCAGCCCGACGCCCGGGAGGAGGACAGCAAGGACCCGGACUGCCUGGACCUGCCGGACCAGGACACCCGGACCCGGGCCCGGGAGUGGACCCGCGAGUUCCUGCACGGAGCCUGGAAGACCGUGGCCGAGGAGGACUUCCACAUCACCGUGAUAAGAGGUGGUCUGAGCAACAAGCUCUUCCUGUGCAGCCUCCCCGACGGCCUGGACUCUGUCGGGGACGAGCCGCGGUGCGUCCUGCUGCGCCUCUAUGGGGCCAUCCUGCAGAUGUCCUGUAACAAAGGAGAUUCCCGACAGUCCAGCAAAGAAAACCUGUUCCAGGGCGCCGAGGCCAUGGUGCUGGAGAGCGUGAUGUUCGCGAUCUUGGCCGAGAGGCAGCUCGGCCCGAAGCUCUACGGGAUUUUCCCUCAGGGCCGACUGGAGCAGUACGUCCCUAGUCGUAAACUGGACACGUGUGAGCUGAGCGACCCCAGCAUCUCGGCCGAGGUGGCGGUGAAGAUGGCCCGGUUCCACGGGAUGAUGAUGCCCUUCAACAAGGAACCCAAGUGGCUGUUUGGAACCAUGGACAAGUACCUGAACCAAGUCAUGAGGCUGAGCUUCACCAGAGAGUCGCAUCUGCGUCGCUUCAACCGCCUGCUCAGCCACAACCUGCCACGGGAAAUGGAUCUGCUCAAGUCUCUGCUGGACUCCACCCACUCUCCGGUGGUGUUCUGCCACAACGACUGUCAGGAAGGGAACAUCCUGCUGCUGAACAACCACGAGAACUCGAACCAACAGAAGCUGAUGCUCAUCGACUUUGAGUACAGCAGCUACAACUACAGGGGAUUUGACUUCGGGAACCAUUUCUGUGAGUGGAUGUACGACUACACCUGUGAGGAGUUUCCUUACUUCAAAGUGGACCCUCAGGCCUACCCCUCCAAGUCCCAGCAGCUGCACUUCAUCGACAACUACCUGCGUGAGUCCGACGGCGGCUUCGAGCAGCUGAGCGAAGACGAGCAGACGAAGCUGAAGGAGGAGAUGUACGUGGAGGUCAACAGGUUCUCCCUGGCAUCCCACUUCUUCUGGGGCUUGUGGUCCAUCAUCCAGGCCCGACUCUCCACCAUCAAGUUCGGAUACCUGGAAUACGCCGAGGCCAGAUUUGACGCCUACUUCCAGCAGAAGAAGCUCUGGGCCGUCUAACGAGCUGAUGGGAUGUACUUCCACUUGACUCCAUCAUCCACACUUUACUCUCACUCCCUGCCUCGGGGGGGAUCCGCUGGCCAGUGCCGGAGUCGUGCUCACCGAAGCCAAAACCCUGAUCGCGUGGCUCGGAUACUUAAAGUACGACGACCACAUAAGAGCCCCAAAAAAAAUAGAAAAAUCCUGACUUGUACUAACGUUCCUCGCUGGUCGGAGCUGCUCUCGGUUUCCGCCUGGUUCCAAACAUAUCUCUGGUUCCUCACUAACACAGUGAGGAACCAGGUGGAUCCAGGUUCCACCGGCCCUGCCUGUUACUGAGACCCCCAGCCGACUGCUGGUCGGGGGGGAUCUCUUCUCUCUCCACAGGUCAGACCGAGGUCUUCACUUCCAUCAUCGCGCACUUCACAGCUUGUUUGAUUUUCUUCUUGUUUAAAACGGUUGUUUUUUCGGGGGGAUUUUCUUCGGGCAGAUUCCGUGACGUCGUGCAUCAAAGUUUCCUGAGCUGCUGCUCAAACUCCAAAACUCCAACCAAAUCAAAGACGUCAAACUUCAGCUGUUCCCGUUUCUAUUAGAUCUGAUUCUGUGUGGCUUCUUCACUAGAUCUGUUACACUGAUCGACUGUGACUCUCCUCGGCCUGUUGUGUAUUUGUACUCACGGGGGAUCGUAUUAUAAUGGAUCGCUGUGACAGGUCGAUCCACAUCUGUGAAUAUCUCACGUCGGGUUUUACUACAUGUUCAGCCAAUCGGCGACAGGACAUUCCGGUCAGCCGCGCUUUAUGAGCCGAGGGAAAUGUUGGUUUGAUGUCUGAGACGCUAGCGAGCUAACUGACAUUCCUGCUUUUUUUUUUUUUUUUUUACUUUUAUAAACUGUUUCUGCAUUGAAGAAAACUUCACACAGUUCGCAUGACAGUGGUUCCUUAUUGUGGUUUCUAUGGUGAUGCCGGAGGAAACGCUUACAUGACAACUCGUCUCUAUUAUCGUUCCCAAAAACGUCAUUUUUACGACACAGUUGAAUUUUGCUUCAUUUACUUGUUAAAGUAAGUUGUAGCUCGACUCUGUUAGAAGCAGCAUUUGUAGUAGAAUGUGACUUUGACGGAUGGAUCAGUGGCUUUCGGAGCUCGGUGCUACAGAGAGAAGCGAGUGGUGUCUCUCAGCUCGUCGAACCCAAACGGUUUGACAAUGGGAGACGUGACAGUGAAAACUAUUUCGUCCUGCUGCUUCUCGUCCAAACAUCCUGAGAGCGGCUCAUCCUACCUCACCCCAUCGGCACGUCCCACAUUCUGUGAAUUUAUCAGCAUUCCUCUUUUCACAGGGACCACGAUUUAGCCUCCGGGCUCGUCCCUACAGUAGCAGCGCCCCCUGUUGGACUUGAUAAGAAAUGCGUUGAAUGACUAAAAAGUUUUUCCCUGGUAGAAAUCUGUUUUUCUUCACGUUUCCCAACUUGUUACCCAAUGACGAACCAUCACCAUAGAGCUGUGUCUGAAAACUGCUCCUUGUUUACGAUAGAGUGCUGCACACUACUUUUACGCUAGCAAUCCCACAAUGCAAUUCUCUGCAUUUCACAGAUGCUGUAGUUACUGCUGUUCAUCUCUACAGCUGUAAGUAAAAACUCAAAACAACAGCAAGACACAAGAAAGUCCUACGGGAACAAUUUGACGAAACCCAACUGUCGAAAUCUUAAACUGUUGAUAAACAGAACUAUAGGAAUCAGUGAAUAAAGGACGGAGGGAGUGAUUUCCAACACGGCUCCUCCUUCCGUCUUAUUUACCGAAGCCUGUCGAGCUUUCGAGCAGCACAUGUUUAGCACUUUAAAAUGAAAAAAUCUGCCCAAAUACGAUCCUUAAAAUUCUAAAUAUUUUUCUAAAAUAGUCGGCCCUUGAUUUUAAUGACAAUGAUGGAUGAAGGCGCGCUUGAUUCUUCCACCGGUGACGACACAUAUCACCGGCUGCCUCCGGCCUGAUUUGUUAAAGCUCUAAUGCAAGAAUCCUGCACGAAGAGCUUUAAAUAUGCACUUGUUUGCAACGUACAUGAUAUAAAGCAAAAAAAAGAAAUUAUAAAAAAGAAUGGAAACGUGCCUCACACCUUCCAGAACGUUGCUAACUUUGUAGAUUUGGUUUUAAAAAGACAAAACCAACAAAGAUUCCCAAACUUCUCUAAAUCUCAAGUCUUGCUGUUACCAGAACCACGUGAAUAACGAGCCGGACCCGAAGUUUCAGCGGCGACGCCUCGUUACGGUUGCGAAGCUACGAUUGGACAAUCGUAGUAUCGGGGGGGGGGUUUAGCGAAAGGCGACCCAGAGUCGUAAUCGUCAAAACCGAGAAUAUUUGCCAAAUACCUGCUCAAAUGAUAUUCAAAUGUUGUAGGAGGAUUAUUGGAGAAUGAUGCAUUUGAGAAAGUUGUGCUGCUACACGUGAGAAGUGUUGUGGUGCCACAGCGGCUGCUCGUCCACCUUCAUCCCAGUGAAGCUGUAGCAGAUUCACACUGGUUUCCUGUGGGAUCCACUGGGAUUCACCUGAGGGAACUGAGCCGGGUCAUGACACUAAAAUGAUCCCUUCACCAAUCAUCUACUGGAAAAACCCGGAAUGUUUGAAUGUCUACUGUGGCACUUUCAAUCUGAGGACGACAAAAUGUUCACAAACAUAUAUAUAAAUAUGUAUAAACUAAUAUGUACUUGAGUAUUUCCAUGUUUAAACAUCUGGGGGUUGUUGAACUGUGACUUUUGAGCUGAUGAGAUGUUAUUUUACAUACAAAUGUGUUUUAUUGUAUAUUCAUCUUUAUAUUUCUUUUGGAAUGUGGUUAAUGUAUAUUUUCAUGGUUAUGUUCUCUGACACAACUGUUCAAAUUGUUGUUUGUCCGUCUCUUAUGAAGCAAUAGUCUUUACUUCAGAACAUUCAGUGGCUGUUUCUUCACUAAACCUGAAUUUGUAUUUUUCUUAUUCAGAAGUUUAUUUUUGAAAUGUUUGCAAGUAUUUGCCCUGAACCAUUCCCAUCUGAAUAUUGAUCACCAGGAUUUGCAGUUUUAGUACCUUCCAUUAUUCGUGUGCACUUAGGACCAAAUAACUAAAAUGCUAAUCUAAUUGCUCCUGAUAAAUUUAUUUAGUAAACACAUUCAAAUCUGUGUAAACUUGAAUUAAGUUUUCGCCAAGUAUAAAAUUACGGUAAAAUAUGAACCAAACCAACUUGCACCAUAUCAGUCUGGAGAAUGUACUUUGUUCUAAUUGUUUUUUUUUUCUUAAAACACAUGUGUUCUGUGUUAGUAGCCUUAACUGCAUCGUCACGUGACUCACAGUGAAAACCUUUGUGAUCUAUGCAGCUUCACCGAAUGCAUAAUGUAUAAAAACAUGUUUUUAAUUGAAUGUGUUUCAGGUUAAUCACAUAGAAAUGAUCUUGGCUGUAAAUCUACCUGCUUUGCACAAAUAAAAACUGAAGAGGAAAGAAAA